UGAUUGCGUCUUGGAAAAUGAGGAUUAUGCCGGAAUUAAUUACAGGCCUUUAUAAUUGGUAAAACUGGUUUGGUGAUGUUUUGAGAAAUACACACGUUUGUCAAUGAAGGACCCCUUUUUAAAUGCCCAAAUUUUGCAAUGUAAUUUGGUGUGAAGAUCUUUGUAAACAAGAAACAAUGGCAGGAACGCUACAAGCUAAUUUCAUGCCAAAGUAAAGGCACGUUUUGUAACAUGCUGCAGUAGGAAACGAGUCGUUAUGUGUGACACAAGCUUUGUUUUUGUUCUCACCAUCAGUGUUGUACAUGUGGGCUGCUGCUUCUGGACACAUGUGAUCAACAACAACAUUUAAUAGAGUCAGCCACAAGGUGGCAUGCUAUAGUCAGGUCUGUUUCACAUCAAUAUUCAUAAUGAUAACUCCUGCCUUUGACCUGAGCCAAGAUCCCGAGUACUUGAUCUUCAGCAUCCGUGUGCCCUACACCAGAACAUCGGAGUUUGACCUUUAUAUUGAUGGAAGAGAUUUCAAGUUCUAUGCCAAGCCCUACUUUCUUAGAUUAACUCUUCCUGGAAGAAUAGUGGAGGAUGGGAGAGAAAAGGCCAAAUUUGACAUUGAUAAAGGUCUUUUCACCCUGCGGAUGCCUAAGGAGACAGCUGGGGAGCACUUCGAAGGACUUCAGAUGCUGACAAGUCUCCUCGCCCCAAAAGGCUCCCGUUCAGCAAAACCAUUGGUAGAGGAUUUGAGCACAGGAUGCAGUGAAAGCAUAGGAGAUGAUGAGGAGGAAGAUGAAGAUUUUGACUGGCAGGUUGAGCAAGAGGUGUACAUGGAGAGCUCUGAGGAGGAGCUGAGAGCCCUCCAGAAAUAUGGCUUUGGCAAUCAGAGGUCUGGAGUGUUUGCCAGAUUACAGGAGGAACUCAGUGAUGUGAUUGAUAUCAAGAACCCAGAGGGAAUGGCUGCAGCAGAGAGGAGGCAGGGAAGGCUGGAAGCAGAGGCCUCUGCGUUUUCACCUGACCACUACCUGGCUGAUUUGUUUGAGGAUGAUGAAAUAAAGGGACUGCUGAAAUUUAAACCAUGGUGGACAAAGCUGAGUCCUUCCACAGAGCAGGAGGGAGAAGUCGCAGCCGUGUCAUUCACUGACAAUGACAAGGAGCAGCUGAGAAAAUUCACCAACCGCUCCUACCUACUGGACAAGACGGCCAGUUACCAAGCAUGGCUCAGCCUCGUGGAUAUCCUGCUGGCUUAUUCCUAUGAAGUGCGCUCUACGGAGGGAGAGCACAAUGUGGAGUCACCGUGGACAAUCAGAAAACUCAGCGGGACUCUCUGCUGGCUGGAGACAUACAGCUCCUUGCAAGAGGUCAUCGUUUCAUUUGGACGGCGGGUUUUGUGCUACCCACUCUACAGACACUUUGAUUUGGUCUCUGCGGCUGUUCGUGACACAACUAAGAUUUUCAAGUCAGGGAAAGCCUGUGUCCUCAAAUGCCUGCUGGAUAUUCACAAAGUCUUCAGAGAGAACGACCCAGCCUACAUACUGAAUGAUCUGUACGUGACAGACUACUGCAUCUGGAUCCAGAAGGUCAGGUCCAAGAAGUUAACAGCCUUUGCCGCACUGUUACAAAAAGCCUCUCUGCAGAAAAAAGACUUGGAGCUGGAGCUCGAAGAGCUGGAGGAGGCAGCGACAUUGGUGGCGGAGGAAGAAGAAGAAGAAGAAGACGACGACGAAGAGCAGGGAGCUUCCAAGAACGCUGCGAUAUCCCGCGGUGACAGCAGCUGCAGCAGCAGUGGCUCGUCUGAUGAGAGCGAGGAAUCUGAAGCUGAAGGGCAAAGCUGCACCGAAUCCAACAAGGGAGGAGGAGGAGAGACGUCUAAGGACAACCCUCUCCAGCCCCAACCCACCUCCACUGCCUCUCCCAUCCCCCAGGAACCAACGAGCGCACACUUCUCAGCGGAGAGGAAAGUGGGCGCCCUCCCUUCAGCGUCAGAAAGCACCAGACAGCUGAUCCAGGAGAUGGGGGAGCGGAUGUCAGAGGAGCUGAGAAUCUCUCCAGACUCCAGCUACAAAGGAGGAAGAGACUGUUCACAGCUGAGCAGCGCUCAAGCAAAGAAUGAAGCAGCAUCUGGGAGGAGCAGCAGUGGGACUUUGUUAGAGCUGAGUCCUCGCAGAAACCCUCUGCUCAUCAUCCAAACACAGGACAAUCCUGAUGAGUGACUUCAUCAGCUGAUAGAAAGUGUUGUGGAGCUUGAAAGCAACUUGAUGAACUGAAAUGAACUGUUAACUUCAUGUAAGUGAUGUAAGAAAAUAUGUUGGACUUAUAUGUUGUCUUUUAAAGCUUUUUCUUUCUAUUCUUUGGGAAUUUUUUAAUGCUUCUGCUUCGUGUUGUAAUACUAAACUCAGAUUUUGUGCUUUAACCCUCUUCUAAAGGACCUUAUUUUCAAUCUUGAAUUAUAUUUUCUUAAUCGAUGAAAUCGCUAAGCUGCAUUAAAGUCCUUAUUUCAUAUUUAUAUGGUUGGUUGAAGUGUGAGCUUUAGUUUUCCUCAUUACGUUAGAAGAGUCAGCCCGGCCUCCUCCUCCUCCUUUUUCGUCUUGCCUCACGUUGUCUCACUAUUUUGCUACUGCUUCUCUAUAUCCAGGCUGCCUACUUGCUAUACAACUACAUUUUUUAUCUCUGAACAUACUAUGUUUGAUUUUAUAUGAAUUAUUUCUGCUCCUUUUUAAUUAUUCAAGUAAAUUCAACAGCAUCUGUGAAGAUCUGCUAAUAGUGAAGAACUUUUCUACUACCCAUGUACAGUAUAGUCCCAUACCCAUAUCAACAAAUUCAGACUGUAUAUCCCUGUUGGGCUUGAAUAAACGAAACAGAAAUGUCAUUCUAGGGAACUGACAAACAUUUGUCAUUGU
Messenger RNA from Xiphias gladius (swordfish), 2888 nucleotides. It is a transcript of the gene shq1, whose product is annotated as SHQ1, H/ACA ribonucleoprotein assembly factor. The transcript has 12 exons. Lineage: Eukaryota; Metazoa; Chordata; Actinopteri; Istiophoriformes; Xiphiidae. Gene Ontology annotation, cellular component: nucleoplasm; cytoplasm. Gene Ontology annotation, biological process: box H/ACA snoRNP assembly. The record is from RefSeq and is a predicted model, not a curated record. The coding region runs from base 408 to 2201 and encodes 597 amino acids.